AUGAUGAUGAUGAUAAUGGGGGACAUACCUAGUACACUUCCGGAACAGAAAUCAACAAUAAGAUCUUUGGCUUCUAAUUCCAAGUCAAAUAUAUAUCAGCUUCAUUAUGCUAUUACUUCCCAGUUUAUACCUUCAUAUCUGGGUUUUGCAGUGACCAGCAUUCAAAGCGCUGUACUCUUUAAUAGUGUUUCCACCGAGUUGAGUAUGCCCAGUGUGCCGACUAGUAUCAUCGUACUCAAAUCUUUUUACUCGUGCUCAAACAAGAGUCUCGUAAAGUUAGUGAGAAUUGAUUUAUUUGGUUUUUCGAGUCAGAUAUUUUCUCUAGUUGCUAUGUUAGCUUAUCAAUGCUUGCUAAUGAUCCAAAGUGCUGUUAUAAAGAUAUUCGUGUGGAUAAAAAGCUCGGUUGGGAUAUGA
Molecule: messenger RNA, 414 nt
Organism: Phycomyces blakesleeanus NRRL 1555(-)
Lineage: Eukaryota; Fungi; Mucoromycota; Mucoromycetes; Mucorales; Phycomycetaceae
Exons: 3
Coding region: 1-414 (137 amino acids)
Source: RefSeq, a predicted model, not a curated record